This is a messenger RNA of Indicator indicator, 1005 nucleotides long. RefSeq names its product secretory carrier membrane protein 3 (gene SCAMP3). NCBI's taxonomy places the organism in Eukaryota, Metazoa, Chordata, Aves, Piciformes, Indicatoridae. The record is from RefSeq and is a predicted model, not a curated record. Gene Ontology annotation, cellular component: trans-Golgi network membrane; recycling endosome membrane. Gene Ontology annotation, biological process: protein transport. Bases 1 to 1005 code for a protein of 334 amino acids. The transcript has 9 exons.
AUGGCCCAGCGCGGCGACCCCGCGAUGCUCCCAGACAACCCCUUCCAGGAUCCCUCAUUGGUACAGCCCCGGCCCGGUCCUGACCUGGAUUCCUACAACCCCUUCGAGACGAGCGCGCCGCCAUACCAGGUCCCGUCGGCAGCCCCACCGCCCCUGCCAGCCGCCAGCAUGCCCCCGCGGAAAAACAGCCCCACGGAGCCCCGGAACUACGGCUCCUACGACACUCAGGCCUCGGCGGCAGCUGCCACGGCCGAGCUGCUGAAGCGGCAGGAGGAGCUGAACCGGAAGGCAGAGGAGCUGGAUCGGCGGGAGAGAGAGCUGCAGAAUGCGGCCCUCGGUGGCUCCACAACGAGGCUCAACAACUGGCCCCCGCUGCCAUCCUUCUGCCCCGUGAAGCCUUGCUUCUACCAAGAUAUCCCUGUGGAGAUCCCUGCAGACUUCCAGAAGACUGUGUCUACCAUGUAUUAUCUCUGGAUGGCCAGCACCAUUGCUCUCUUCCUGAACUUCCUGGCCUCGCUGGCCUGGUUCUGUGUGGACCCCUCGUCUGGUUCUGGGUUCGGCCUCUCCAUUCUCUGGGCUCUUCUCUACACGCCCUGCUCCUUUGUCUGCUGGUAUAGGCCGAUGUACAAAGCUUUCAGGAGCGACAGUUCCUUCAAUUUCUUUGUCUUCUUCUUCGUCUUCUUUGCCCAGAAUGUGAUGUACGUGCUGCAGGCCAUUGGGAUACCAAACUGGGGAUUCAGCGGGUGGAUACUGAGCCUGAUAGCGCUGCGGACAAACACGGCCGUGGCUGUGAUGAUGAUUAUGGUGUCCUUGGUCUUCACAGCAGUGUCUGUGUUGGGCAUCAUUAUGCUGAAAAAGAUCCACUCCCUGUAUCGCCGGACAGGGGCCAGCUUCCAGAAGGCACAGGAGGAAUUUGCUGCUGGGGUCUUCUCCAACCAGGCAGUGCGCACGGCGGCAGCCAACGCUGCUGCCGGUGCUGCCACCAAUGCCUUCCGGGCACCCUAG